Iphiclides podalirius (scarce swallowtail) is the source of this 735-nucleotide messenger RNA. Lineage: Eukaryota; Metazoa; Arthropoda; Insecta; Lepidoptera; Papilionidae. The record is from the annotation of a GenBank genome assembly.
AUGCUAGCAGUGGGACGCGGGAAGCUAAGCGGAGUGCACGCCGGUCUGGUCAUACUCACGCCGCUGGGUGACACCACGGCCGGGGGGUCGCAUCAGACGCCAGGACACACGCCAUUAGAGCCGCCCCCCUCUAUUCUGAACACCGUUUACACGGCCGUAAAGGACGUGUUCUCUCCCCCCACACCGCACGCGGUGGAGUCCACCUCCCACCAGCUGUCCGCUCCCCCGCCGGUGCCAGAGUUCAAGCCCAUGUCUUGGGGCGCCGUCAACUCCUACGGCGAACCGGCUGCCUUAGACACGUACCCGGAUUACGACCCCCGCAACCCCCACCCCCCUUUCGACUACGCCACCUCCAAGCACUCCGUGGUCCCGACCCUGCACAAGAAGGAGGGCCUCACGCCCGCCAAGAUCCAGAAGAUCAACCGCAACCUCAGCAAGCUCGCCGCUUACAUGAACAACAACGUUCAGAGGUCCUUGGACGACGCGCCCCAGUUUAAUCACGAGCGAUUCGAGGAGAUGCUCAAGACCGGCCGCGCCUUCCUCCCAACCCCCAAUUCGGACAACGAGAUCGGCGUCCUCCCCGCCGAGCUCCUCCCCGACCUCGAUUCGACCACGGCCCCCGCAACUACGACCACUACGACCCCCCCGACCACGACCACCGACGCGACUGAGACCAACACAAACAGAAGACAAGACGUGAAAUACUUCCUACGCGGAAACAAGAUCGUUCUAGUU